AUGGCAGUGAUGAGCAUGCACCAUCCUUUGGCAUUUACAUCUGGCAUCCUAGGUAACAUUAUCUCAUUCAUGGUGUACCUGGCUCCAGUGCCAACAUUUAUCAGAAUUUUCAGGAAAAAAUCAACAGAAGAUUUCCAGUCAUUGCCGUACCUUGUGGCAUUGUUCAGUUCUAUGCUUUGGCUCUACUAUGCAAUGAUGAAAAAAGAUGCAAUUCUUCUUGUCACCAUCAACGCAUUUGGAUGUGUCAUAGAGACCAUUUACAUUGCCAUUUAUGUCGCUUAUGCAACAAGAGAGAGCAGGGUCUCAACAAUCAAACUACUUGUUUCCAUGAACAUGGGGUUGUUCUCUUCGAUCCUUCUCCUUACACAGUUUCUAGUUGGUGGUUCAGUUCGUGUGAAGGCACUUGGUUGGCUUUGUGUUGCCUUCUCUGUGUGCGUUUUUGCUGCUCCCUUAAACAUUGUGAAACAAGUAAUUCGAACAAAGAGCGUUGAGUUCAUGCCUUUCACCUUGUCCUUUUUCCUUACGUUGAGCGCUGUCAUGUGGUUUGCCUAUGGCCUUUUUGUCAAGGACUUGUGUGUUGCUCUUCCGAACGUCUUGGGCUUUGGCUUGGGGCUACUUCAGAUGCUGCUGUAUGGAAUCUACAGGAAUGCAGAGAAAGUUAUUAUUGAGGAAAAGAAGCAACCAGGUGAAAACUUGAAGAGCAUUGUCAUACUAGGCCCAUUAGGGGCUUCUGAAGUUUAUCCAGUUGAUGCUCAACCUGAUGAAGGUGCAGAGGAGCAUGACCCAACAGAGGAGUCUAAGGAGAACGAGAAAAGCAUGGAAGCUUCACACGAUAACCCCCAAUCAAAUGAAUGUGCAGUUUGA
Messenger RNA from Dovyalis caffra, 864 nucleotides. The record is from the annotation of a GenBank genome assembly. NCBI's taxonomy places the organism in Eukaryota, Viridiplantae, Streptophyta, Magnoliopsida, Malpighiales, Salicaceae.